This is a messenger RNA of Acanthisitta chloris (rifleman), 1113 nucleotides long. It is a transcript of the gene FYB1, whose product is annotated as FYN binding protein. The record is from RefSeq and is a predicted model, not a curated record. The transcript has a single exon. Bases 1 to 1113 code for a protein of 370 amino acids. Lineage: Eukaryota; Metazoa; Chordata; Aves; Passeriformes; Acanthisittidae.
AUGGCAAAAUUUGAAGCAGGUAACAUCCAGAAAGAAGAUGAUUCUAAUGGCAGUCAACCCAUCAAAAUCCCAACAAGAGAAAUCGGAAUAGGAAUAAAGGAAAGGAAAGCCGCAUUUGAGAAAUUUGCAAGCCAAGGAAAUGUGGCAUCUUCUCCAGGACCCAGUACCUCUCAAAAACCUGUUCAUCCUGAUCCUCCUCUGGAGGUCAAGCCUUCAACUGAUGAUCAAACAGAGAAGGUUCCAAAGCCAUCACAAACGAAAGGAGUGGCACAAAUGUUUGGUGUUCAGCUUCAGGCAACUAACAGAGGAAAGAAUAGAAAAACUAUAAACAGUAAAAUACCCAGCAAAAUCAGUGACCCAGCAAAAAAAGAUCCAAAACCAUCAUCAAGCAAAUGCCUUGGCUCUUCUCCUCCUCAAAAAGAAAGAAAACUGGAUUCAAAUUUUGAACCACAGGAGACUAAGGCAAAACAAGCAUUUUCUAAAGUACCACAAGUAAAUAAGCCCAAGCUUCCUCUCUCUAAACCACCUCUUGCUCAGAAAUCUUCUCUUACCAAUGAGAUGUCUCACAACAAAGACACUUCUAAUAAAAGUGACUUUCUGCAAAGACCGGCAAGCAGUAGAACAAAUACAUGCAAGUUCAAAGAAGCAAAGGAAAUGGGUGAAAAUAGUAACCGUGCUGCAGAAACUGAAGGCAAUCGUUUUCGUGACAUACGUGUUGUACCUACCAGCCCUCAGUGCAGCUCAUCUCAAGGCAUCCCCAAAAACAUGGAGGAAAAGACUGCAGAGAAAGGAAUCAGUGCUGUCAGGAAUAUCUUUUUCAAGAAAAUCACCCAGGAAGAAUCAGAUUCUUCAUCUCUUAAACUUUCUAAGAUGAAAACACCACUUAUUGCAGGAAAGCCAUCAGGUGAACCACAAAAGAAAGAGGAUGGGGAUGGGAAUUCAAGAGACCCCGUGAAGAAAGGCCUGCCCCCAGCGUUCAAGCUCGGCCAGCCCCCAGAGAAGCCCAACAGACCCCUCACUGUGGACCUGGAAAGGCACCAGAACAGCAAACAAAAAAACAGUGAGUCUACUCUGUUCUCGCUUUCUUGGGUAUUGUCUUUUUGGUACACUUAG